CUGUACUACGCCCAUGGAGAAGCAGCAACACCGUCUGUGGAUCGGCUGGGGCUGGGCUGGGUGGAUCAGUUCGUUUUGCAGCCUAGGUGUAUAGCAGGCUUUAUUUCACGUCCAAACGCAAGUGAAGGAAUGUCGCCCCGGUGAAAAGGUCAAUAUGUCUACAAAAGGACAUCUACAGGUUUGUCAACAUAGAUCCCUGAUGUUUUCAGUCUGCUGCCAGUCUGUUUAGUUAGUUAACCCAUCUCUUCCUGGAUCAGACCACCCCGCUAAUCACCCUGCUGCACGACACCCUGAGACCCCCCUCAGACACCUGGCCAAUCGCUGGCUCUGAACAGAGUUGCCAUGGACACUGAGUCUAUCCAGUCUGGCUACUCCAGCCACUCCAACAGAUCCAACAGACAUGGGGAGCAGAGUCGGCGUGAGCAUCGUAAGCUUAGCAGUAAGGACAGUAGCCGGUCGGAGAGGUCUGUCAUCAACACCCCCGACGGGCCCACUCAGGCCUCCCCCACCCACAACAAUGAUCCCCUGCUGAAAGACCCCAUCUCCGUGACUGUAGACGAGGCUCCGAGCCUCCAGGAUGAUAACUGGGGGGAGACCACCACGGCGGUGACCGGCACCUCAGAGCUCAGUCUAUCCCAGGAGGAGGUGGUUGGUCUGUGGAAGGUACCGGACGACAGCCAGAGGCAGGGCUGUCAGCUCUACACUCCCCUGAUUCUGGGCAUCUGUGUGGGGCUAGUGGUCCUGGCCACCCCCCUGGCCUUCCUGGUCCUCCCGGCAGUGUUGUGGCCAGCAAGGCUGCAGGCCUGUGGCUCUGCCUGUGAGGGCCUCUUCCUCUCUGUGUCCUGUAAACUCCUCAUUCUCCUGCUUGCUAUAUGGGCUAUCUUCCUGCGCCAGGCCAGUGCCAGCCUGCCCAGAGUGUGUGUGUAUCGAGCCCUCCUGGCCACGCUCACGCUGCUGCUCACACUCUCCUACUGGCUGUUCUAUGGGGUCCGCAUCCUUGACUCACAGGAUGAGGACUACCAAGGUAUCGUCCAGUUUGCUGUGUCUCUGGUGGACUCUCUGCUGUUUGUCCACUACCUGGCCAUCGUGCUGCUGGAGAUCAGACAGAUCCAGCCCUGCUACAGCCUGUGUGUUAUACGCUCCACUGACGGGGAGACAAGCUGCUACAACCUGGGACAGCUCAGUAUUCAGAGGGCAGCUCUGUCUCUGCUAGAGUUCUACUACAGAGACUUUCCUCUUCAUAACCCCGCCCUUCUCUCCGCCUCCAAGCACCGUGCCGCCAAGCACCUGGCUGGCCUCAAGGUCUACUCCAUGGAUGGCCCAGGGAACCCGGCGGAGCCGGCAGAGGGGUCGGGGGGACUGGCGGUGGGGGGCAAGUCUCGGACCAUGAUCUCUGCAGCAGCCAGGCACAAAAACACAUCUCAUAACGAGCUAUACUAUGAAGAGGCAGACUAUGACAGACGGGUGUGCAAACACAGAGCCAGGCUAGUGGUGGCUGUGGAAGAGGCCUUCAUGCAUGUGAGGAGGAUGCAUCAGAAGGAGCAGAAAGUGUCCCCCGGGGAUGUGUUGGAUGUACGGGAGGCAGCCUCGGCCAUCUUCCCCUCCAUGGCCCGCGCCCUGCAGAAAUACCUCCGAACCACCAGGAGGCAGCACUGCCACAGCAUGGACAGCAUCCAGAGACACCUGGCCUUCUGCCUCACACACAACAUGAGCCCCAAGGCAUUCCUAGAGGCCUACCUGUCCCCUGGUCCUACGCUGCAGUACGGUCAAGAGCGCUGGAUGGCCGAUCAGUGGACUUUGGUCAGCGAGGCUGCGGUCACCAGCGGUCUAAAGGAGGGCAUGGUCUUCUCCCUUAGGUGUCUAGACUUCAGCCUAGUGGUCACGGUCAAGUCCAUCCCCUACAUUCGAAUGACCGAGGAGUACGUUGACCCCAAGUCACACAAGUUUACCCUGUGUCUCCAAUCUGAAACAUCAGUCUAACAGACACGGAAAACUGUGGCUAUUCUAGAAUUACAGUAUCUUACCAUUUUAGUAUGUUUUUUGUGUUAUGUUUCUUAAACCCUUUUCUACUUUGAUAUGCUCUUAUUGUGGUAUUUUGUGUCUCUUAAAUUAUUUAAAUGACUGUUUUUUCUAAAGAUUGUUUUGGCUGCUUUGCAAUUUUUAAAUGUUUUAUUGUAUGUGUUUUUAUGAACAGAUGCACAUGGGAUAUUGCAAGAGGAAGUGUUAGCAUAGUUAAUAAACCCUAUGGAUCCCCAGCAUAUAGCUCCUUUGCAGUGAAGAUGAGAGAGAUAGUAAGAGAUGGACAAUAUGCUCUUGAUUUCUAUUGUCCUAAGGCAAACUGGAACACUGAAUUAUGUCAAGGUUUUUUCUAUGCACUGUAGAUGAUCCCUGCAACAUUUUUGUUCUGUGUGUGUGUGUGUGUGCGUGUGUGUGCGUGUGCGUGUGCGUGUGCGUGCGUGCGUGUGUGUGUGUGUGUGUGUGUGUGUGUGUGUGUGUGUGUGUGUGUGUGUGUGUGUGUGUGUGUGUACAAGCUGCAUCUACACACAAUCUGGCUCUACAUGUACCUGUCUCUGGAUCCUCCCUAGGGUUGCUAUAGCAACAUUGAGUAUUUUCAUAUCGUCUGCCCUACUAAUAUGAAUGAAAUACGACCUAACCACCAACAGUUCAGGUUCAGUUGUUUCAAAGUAAAGACUGCUUGUCUUUACCGCCAAUGGAUUCUACAUGUGUUUGUAUUUAUUUAAACGUGUGGGUUAUUUCCA
Molecule: messenger RNA, 2759 nt
Organism: Oncorhynchus tshawytscha (Chinook salmon)
Lineage: Eukaryota; Metazoa; Chordata; Actinopteri; Salmoniformes; Salmonidae
Product: vang-like protein 1
Exons: 9
Coding region: 343-1980 (545 amino acids)
Biological process (GO): multicellular organism development
Cellular component (GO): plasma membrane
Source: RefSeq, a predicted model, not a curated record